Molecule: messenger RNA, 606 nt
Organism: Ilex paraguariensis (yerba mate)
Lineage: Eukaryota; Viridiplantae; Streptophyta; Magnoliopsida; Aquifoliales; Aquifoliaceae
Source: the annotation of a GenBank genome assembly
AUGAGUGGACAACUCAACGUGAUUAAGAUAGUUCUUCAAUUUUGCAAGGAAAAUUCUUUGCAUCAAACUUUCCAAACAUUACAAAAUGAGUGCCAGGUUUCUCUAAAUACAGUAGACAGCCUUGAAACAUUUGUUGCGGACAUUAAUAGUGGAAGGUGGGAUGCAAUAUUACCUCAAGUGGCACAGCUCAAGCUUCCCAGGAAGAAACUAGAGGAUUUAUAUGAGCAGAUUGUUUUGGAAAUGAUUGAACUUCGAGAGUUGGACACUGCUCGUGCUAUAUUAAGACAAACCCAAGCAAUGGGUGUGAUGAAGCAGGAGCAACCUGAAAGAUACUUGCGAUUGGAGCAUCUCCUUGUUCGAACUUAUUUUGAUCCAAAUGAGGUGUUGGGCAAAGAAGUUGGACAAAGUUUGAUGCAGAGUCCUCGAAAUUUCUUGCACCUUAGGCCGAAGACAUCAAGUGGAAGUAGGGAAACAAAGGUUGCACGAAGUAAUCAUGGACCAAUUGAGGGAGGUCAGGAACAUGGAUCAAAAGGUAAUGAACAAACUUGGGUUGGUUGGCUGGAGGCUAGACAGAAACCAAGGCGUGACCUAAAUGAAUUCAACUAG